UCUUAGGGUUCUCAUCUAUCUGUUCUCCAAUUUCACACUGUUUGGAACUGAAGCAAGGCCAGAUCGGGUCAAAGAACCUGUAGAUGAUGGACAAUUGUUUGGGAGCUCAAAGAUCUAGAAAGAUUCAGAGAGCUUUCCGUCACUGCAAGGUCACGAUCCUCUGCCUCCUACUCACCGUCGUCGUCCUACGUGGCACUAUCGGAGCCGGGAAAUUCGGGACACCGGAGAAAGAUUUGGCCGAGAUCCGCGACCACCUCUACUUCCGGAAACGCGCCGAGCCCCAUCGCGUCCUGGAAGAAGUCCAAACGACGUCGGAAAAUGACCGCGCCGGGGCCGACUCGAACGCCGGCACCAACAACUACAAUGAGUUCGACAUUAAGAAGAUUUUAGUCGACGAGGAAUCGGACGACUUGAAACACGAUCCUAACGAGCCCUAUUCACUCGGGCCCAAAAUCUCCGAUUGGGACGAACAGCGAUCUAAAUGGCUGAAAGAAAACCCUAGCUACCCGAAUUUCAUCGGUCCAAACAAACCGAGGGUUCUCUUAGUCACUGGUUCGUCUCCCAAACCUUGUGAGAACCCAGUCGGUGAUCAUUAUUUAUUGAAAUCGAUCAAGAACAAGAUCGAUUACUGUAGAUUACACGGGAUCGAGAUAUUUUACAAUAUGGCGCUUUUGGAUGCUGAAAUGGCAGGCUUUUGGGCGAAAUUACCGUUGAUUCGAAAGCUUUUGCUCUCGCAUCCUGAAGUUGAAUUCUUGUGGUGGAUGGAUAGUGACGCUAUGUUUACUGAUAUGGCAUUUGAGGUUCCUUGGGAAAGGUACAAAGACUUCAACUUUGUUAUGCACGGUUGGAAUGAGAUGGUUUAUGAUCAAAAGAAUUGGAUUGGACUAAAUACUGGGAGCUUUUUGUUGAGAAAUGGGCAAUGGGCACUUGAUAUUCUUGAUGCUUGGUCUCCAAUGGGUCCCAAAGGCAAGGUUAGGGAGGAAGCAGGAAAGGUUUUGACCCGGGAACUUAAGGGUCGACCUGUUUUUGAAGCUGAUGAUCAGUCUGCAAUGGUGUAUUUGUUGGCUACUCAACGAGAGAAAUGGGGCAAUAAGGUUUACUUAGAGAAUGCAUAUUAUUUGCACGGUUAUUGGGGGAUCUUGGUCGAUAGAUACGAGGAAAUGAUUGAGAAUUAUCACCCUGGUUUAGGUGAUCAUCGUUGGCCAUUGGUGACUCACUUUGUGGGGUGUAAGCCUUGUGGAAAGUUCGGGGAUUACUCGGUCGAGAGGUGCUUGAAGCAGAUGGAUAGAGCUUUCAAUUUUGGGGAUAAUCAAAUUCUUCAGAUUUAUGGGUUCACUCACAAGUCUUUGGCUAGCAGAAGGGUUAAGAGAAUUAGAAACGAGACCGGUAAUCCACUCGAUGUGAAAGAUGAGCUUGGACUGCUUCAUCCGGCUUUUAAAGCUGUUAAGGUAUCCUCUUCUUGAUGAUAUAGGCUUUCUACGAGAUCUUAUGCCGUCCAAAUGAUAGUUUACGAUGUUGUGUAUGCAGUGAGAAUUUUUUGUUUUACGUAUGGUGAAAUAGCAUUCUUUCUUUACUUAUUUAUCUUUAAAUUAUGAGUUCUUAAAUCCUUCCAAAGGAAAACAAACUGGGUUCUGUCAAUACUUGAGCACGAUGAUUCAUUGUCA
Molecule: messenger RNA, 1664 nt
Organism: Hibiscus syriacus
Lineage: Eukaryota; Viridiplantae; Streptophyta; Magnoliopsida; Malvales; Malvaceae
Product: xyloglucan 6-xylosyltransferase 2
Exons: 1
Coding region: 84-1463 (459 amino acids)
Biological process (GO): xyloglucan biosynthetic process
Cellular component (GO): membrane; trans-Golgi network; endosome
Molecular function (GO): hexosyltransferase activity; xyloglucan 6-xylosyltransferase activity; UDP-xylosyltransferase activity
Source: RefSeq, a predicted model, not a curated record